UUUUUUAGUUAUGUAAAAAAUAAGGCUUCAAAAUACUCCAUAUAAUGAGUUAGGUUUUAUCAGUUGAUAGAGAGAUAAAUGACAGUCUUCCAUGGCUGAUUUCAAAUUUCUCAAACGAAAAACAUAAUAUCUUCAAACUCAUUUCUUUAAACAUGGAUUACCUAAAAUCCGUGGUUCCUUCACAACUCGUCUCGGAACGAGGCUCCAAUUUAAUCGUAAUCAAUGCAGGUUCGGGGAAUGUCAGAAUUGGCCUUGCUUCACAGGAUGCCCCUUUUAACAUUCCUCAUUGCAUUGCUCGUUAUACUAACCAAGUGCCCAAGAGAACUGUCCAAGAUCAGAUGCUUAAUUCUCAAAUCACUACUGCCCAGCACAUGGAGAGGGAAAGGGCUUAUGAUGUUGUUGCAUCGCAGUUGAAGAUCCCGUUUUUGGAUGAAGAGGUUGCCAACAAUUCCUUGCCGCGCAAGAUGGGACGGGUUGAUGGAUUUAAUCCCCAGAAUAGCAGGAAGGAUACUGCAUUUGAUUGGACAAAUGUACAUGAAAAGAAUGUUAAAUCUCCAGCAGGAGAAAGUUUGGUCAUUAAAGGUUCAGAUAAUGAGUCUGGGGAUCAAAAUGAAGGUGCUGAUGCUAAAGAACCUAGUUCAAGUGGACUUAAUUUUAAACAGUUCAUUAUUGGUGAGGAAGCACUUAAAAUAUCUCCAGCAGAGCCCUAUUGCUUACGUCGUCCUAUACGCAGGGGUCACUUUAAUAUUUCACAACAUUAUCCCAUGCAGCAGGUACUUGAGGACUUACUUCUAAUUUGGGAAUGGAUUUUGAUAGAGAAAUUGCAUAUUCCUCUAUCUGAAAGAAACAUGUAUUCUGCAAUUCUUGUUGUCCCAGAGACAUUUGAUAAUCGAGAGAUAAAGGAGAUUUUGUCUAUAGUCUUGCGAGACUUGCGUUUUAGCUCAGCAGUGGUGCACCAGGAAGGUUUAGCUGCUGUUUUUGGGAAUGGGUUAUCCACAGCAUGUGUUGUGAACAUAGGUUCUCAAGUGACGUCAGUUAUUUGUGUAGAGGAUGGCGUAGCUUUGCCCUCUACUGAGAAGACCUUGCCUUUUGGCGGAGAGGAUAUAUCAAGAUGUUUUCUUUGGACUCAAAGGCACCAUCAGACAUGGCCACAGAUACGUACAGAUGUUUUGUCAAAACCUAUAGACCUCUUGAUGCUUAACAGACUGAGAGAAUCAUAUUGUGAAAUUAGAGAAGGGGAACUUGAUGCUGUUGCUGUAGUUCAUUCUUAUGAAGCUGACACGACAGUUGGAUCUCAUAAGACAAGGCUAACUGCUCUCAAUGUCCCUCCAAUGGGUUUGUUUUACCCAAUGCUUUUGGUUCCAGAUGUGUAUCCUCCACCACCACGCUCCUGGUUCAAUGACUACGAGGAUAUGCUGGAAGAAACAUGGCAAAUGGAAUUUCCCAGAAGAAAUGAAAUGCAAGAUGGUUUUUACCCUGCUGUUCAUGCAGGUUUACCAAUGUGGGACAACUAUCCAGUUUUUGCCAACAAACCAAAGAAAGAAGAGAAAGUUGGCCUUGCAGAAGCUAUCACGAGUAGCAUUCUUUCAACUGGACGUAUAGAACUCCAAAAGAAGUUGUUUUCUAGCAUACAAUUGAUUGGUGGUGUGGCUUUGACUGGUGGUCUCAUUCCCACAGUGGAGGAGAGGGUCUUGCAUACAAUACCUCCAAAUGAGGCUAUUGAAGUUGUCGAGGUUUUGCCAUCAAGAACAAGUCCGAUGUUUGUAUCAUGGAAAGGUGGAGCGAUUCUUGGAAUUCUUGAUUUCGGUCGUGAGGCUUGGUUACACAGGGAGGAUUGGAUCAAGAAUGGAAUUCACAUUGGAAGUGGAAGAAAGUACAAGGACUCGUAUUUUCUUCAAGCACAAGCAAUGUGUUAUAUCAAUUCGUGAAAAGAACGCGACUAGUAGAAGUACAGUAGCUUCUCUUCUUAGAUAUUCAUAUUUUUAUCAAUCAAUUUUUAGAAUUGAGUGGCAAUAUCAUAGUCCCACAUCGAAGAGGAAGGCAAAAGACAAUGGAAAGUGGCGUAUAAAUAGAAGGGGUGUGCAUUAAUGUUACGUUUAAAAGGGUCAGUUGGCUAAAUAUGCCACGCUCACCCUAGUUUUGGUGGGUGCUGUAUGGCUAUCAAGACAUAUGGCUGACAUAAUUUGUGUAACCUUAUAGGGUUGGCUCGCCUUGGCCGACCCUCCUAAUUUUAUGCUAAUUAAUUUUAUGCUAA
Molecule: messenger RNA, 2254 nt
Organism: Humulus lupulus (European hop)
Lineage: Eukaryota; Viridiplantae; Streptophyta; Magnoliopsida; Rosales; Cannabaceae
Product: actin-related protein 9
Exons: 20
Coding region: 153-1928 (591 amino acids)
Biological process (GO): regulation of DNA-templated transcription; double-strand break repair
Cellular component (GO): Ino80 complex
Source: RefSeq, a predicted model, not a curated record